AUGAGUUUACUGAGCGGCCUCACUCCCUCGCCGCGGACACCGCUGUACUCCAGCAAGACCAAAAUGAAAAAGCUUCCGAAGAAGAGCCAGAAUGAGAAGUACCGGCUGAAAUACCUCCGGUUGCGGAAGGCAGCCAAAGCCACGGUGUUCGAAAAUGCUGCUAUUUGUGAUGAAAUUGCUCGUCUUGAAGAAAAAUUUCUUAAAGCAAAAGAAGAAAGAAGGUACUUGCUAAAGAAGCUCCUCCAAGUUCAGGCUCUAACUGAAGAGGAAGCACAGCCUGCAACUCCUUCCCAUAGCUCCAGUUUGCCCCUGACAUAUGGUGUGGCCAGCUCUAUGGGAGCAAUACAGGGAGCUGGGCCCAUUUCUGGACCCAGCACAGGUGCUGAAGAACCAUUUGGGAAGAAAUCUAAGAAAGAGAAAAAAGAAAAAGGCAAAGAGAACAACAAACUGGAAGUUCUGAAGAAAACAUCCAAGAAAAAGAAAAUGGAGGGAGGUGCUCGCAAGCUGGUUCAGCCCAUUGCCCUGGAUCCCUCAGGACGGCCUGUGUUCCCCAUCGGACUGGGGGGUCUCACAGUAUAUAGCCUGGGGGAGAUUAUCACCGACCGACCUGGCUUCCAUGAUGAAUGUGCCAUCUACCCUGUGGGCUACUGCAGUACUAGAGUAUAUGUCAGCAUGAAGUCCCCAGACCAGAAGUGUCUGUAUACCUGUCAGAUCAAGGAUGGUGGUAUGCAGCCACAGGAAACUUGUUUGUCACGAAAGCCACAAAAUGAGGAGCUCUCGGGGUAUUGCUGGGGUGGUGAUGGAGACACUAUUUAUAUUCACAAGGACAUGUGGUCCAGGCAUAGCGGAGAGCAAUAA
Molecule: messenger RNA, 858 nt
Organism: Chrysochloris asiatica (Cape golden mole)
Lineage: Eukaryota; Metazoa; Chordata; Mammalia; Afrosoricida; Chrysochloridae
Product: transforming growth factor beta regulator 1-like
Exons: 6
Coding region: 1-858 (285 amino acids)
Biological process (GO): regulation of cell cycle
Cellular component (GO): nucleus
Source: RefSeq, a predicted model, not a curated record